This is a messenger RNA of Camelus dromedarius (Arabian camel), 917 nucleotides long. It is a transcript of the gene LIAT1, whose product is annotated as ligand of ATE1. The transcript is spliced from 3 exons. NCBI's taxonomy places the organism in Eukaryota, Metazoa, Chordata, Mammalia, Artiodactyla, Camelidae. The coding region runs from base 1 to 777 and encodes 258 amino acids. Gene Ontology annotation, biological process: protein arginylation. The record is from RefSeq and is a predicted model, not a curated record.
AUGUCCGUCAGCCCAAACAUUCAGAACCUCUACCCUCUCUUUCCCUUGGCACCGCCGACCACGCCAAGCGCGCAGGCCGAAAUACGCACGCGCACAUCUGUGUCUACAGCAGCUCCUGGCUGCGGGUCUCGGGCUGCCCCGGGCGCUGGGGGUUGGCCCAGCGGGCGGAUGGAGGGUGGUGGUGGGGCCGGGGCGUCGGGGUAUGGUGAGAAGGGCGAGGACAGCGGGGACGAGGAGGAGGAGCAAGAGGGCGGCAAGGCGGGCUCGCAUGGGUCCAGACUGCCCCCCAUCGCAGGCUGCGCCUCAGAACUGACCAAACGGAAAGUAAAGAAGAAAAAGAAGAAAAAGGCCAAGGGGUCUGGCAAGGGGGACGAUAAACAUCAGAGUCGAACCCUGAAGAAUCAGCAGCUGUCUUCAUCCUUCCAUGACAUCUUAAGACCCAGCAAAGAUCACGGGGCGGGGCCGGAGCACAGACAGGACAGGAAUGAAAGCAAGCUCACCCCUUCUUACUCCUCCGCCGCACGUCUCUCCCACUUUACCGAAAUAGAAGAGAACCUUUCCAACCGGGUCAACGAAAGUCUGCGUUGGGAUGGAGCUCUCGCCGACCCAGAGGCCGAAAAAGAAAGGAUUCGCAUCUAUAAGCUGAACCGGAGGAAGCGGUACCGGGUUUGGGCCCUCAAGGGCUUCCACGCGGACCUCGGUGCCGAGGAGACCCCCGAGAACCCAGCCUGCCUCUUGGACCAGGACGGCGCCCGAGCCGCAGGCGGCACGCACUGAAUGCGGGGCAGCCGAAUUGCUGCUUUAAAGGAAACCUUAUUCCGAAGCUCCUACACUCCGUCCGAUCUAGCUACAACUAUGCCGGAGUGAAAACCCACCCAUGACGCGGACAAGCUUAUAAUUUAUCCUAACCACGAGCU